CACCAUUGUUUGAAAUUGCUACUUUAUAACUUGGAUAAAUAAUUUGCGCUACUCAGUACUCACAACACAAUGUCUAUGCGUGCAGCAACGGAUUAUAUUUCGUACGGUUAUGCUGCUGUUGUUGCCUUUGGUGGGGUUUUUGGCUAUGUUAAAGCAGGUAGUGUAAUGUCAUUAGCAAUGGGACUGCUAUUUGGAGGUCUUGCUGGAUAUGGGGCGAUGCAGACUUCUGCAAAUCCGAGAAAUGUGAUGGUAGGACUAUGUGCGUCAGGCGUUCUUGGAUUGGUCAUGGGAGUGCGAACUUUCAAGUCAGGAAGAUUUAAGUUAAUGCCAGCUGGCUUAGUACUCAUACUCAGCUUAUUGCAAGUUGGGCGUCUGCUGUACAAGUACAGAAGCUAAGCUGAAAGGAAGAAAAUUUACAUUCGUAGAUAAGCUGUGACAUAGUGUAAAACAUGUUAUGUGUGUAAACACUUUUUAAAAAAUGUGUUCCAAUUGUAUUCCUUAAAACCAUGUGAAUUAAUUUUAAGUUUU
Dendronephthya gigantea is the source of this 528-nucleotide messenger RNA. Its product is annotated as transmembrane protein 14C-like. The record is from RefSeq and is a predicted model, not a curated record. Gene Ontology annotation, biological process: regulation of heme biosynthetic process. The transcript is spliced from 4 exons. The coding region runs from base 70 to 396 and encodes 108 amino acids. Gene Ontology annotation, cellular component: mitochondrial membrane. Lineage: Eukaryota; Metazoa; Cnidaria; Anthozoa; Malacalcyonacea; Nephtheidae.